AUGCCAAAAACUAAACCUGGAUAUUAUGCUAUACGAAAAGGACGUAAACCAGGAAUUUACUUAACUUGGGAUGAAUGUAAAGUGCAAGUUAAUAAAUUUCCUAAUGCUGUUUAUAAAAAAUUUUCUACUCGUACUGAAACUCAAAAUUUUAAUGAAGAAAAAUGUGAAGUUUCUGUUGUUCUAAAUGAUAGCAGAUCAUUAUUUUACAAUGGUACAAAAAAAGCUCAAGCAGGUAUUGGAGUUUUCUGGAAAGAUAAUGAUCCUAAUAAUUUGA
Messenger RNA from Racocetra persica, 274 nucleotides. NCBI's taxonomy places the organism in Eukaryota, Fungi, Glomeromycota, Glomeromycetes, Diversisporales, Gigasporaceae. The record is from the annotation of a GenBank genome assembly.